CCAGGGAACGUGGAAGGCGCACCGACCAGGAGCCGGCCAGGGAGGGCAAGGGAAAGAAGGAAAUUAGAAAGAAAGAGGGUUAACAAAAUAAUACAAACAGCGCGAGCCGCGGCUGGAGAGACCGAGACCCGGCGCAAGAGAGCGCAGCCCUAGGGGCAGUGGGACAGAAGACUCAGCAGAGCGCGCUCACCACUGACUUUUGCUUCUUCUGCGUUUUUUUCUUUCUUUUUUUUUUGUUUUUUGUUUUUUUUAAAACAAGAAGGCGCUAGCGGCAGCCACACACGCGAGCGCCACGCGAGGCUCCCGAAGCCAACCCGCGAAGGGAGGAGGAGAGGGAGGAGGAGUGGAGGGAGGAGGAAAAGCAUUUGCACCUUCUUUGCUCCCACCCUAAGAAGUCUCCCGAGGAUUUUGUAUUUUUGCAACUUCCCUCCGGGCUCCCUCUCCAUCUCUCCCCUUGUCUGCCACUCCGUUCGUGCCCCCCCUUCCCCUCCCCCCCGUCCUGUCUGUGUCCCCUCGCGCGCGCCCUGCGCCUCGCGUCCCCGCUCGCUCCCAUCCCGCGACUCCUUGGCCGUCGCCGCGCAUGGAGAGCUCUGCCAAGAUGGAGAGCGGCGGCGGCGCGGGCCAGCAGCCCCAGCCGCAGCCCCAGCAGCCUUUCCUGCCGCCCGCAGCCUGCUUCUUUGCCACGGCCGCCGCGGCGGCUGCGGCGGCUGCGGCCGCGGCGGCGCAGAGCGCUCAGCAGCCGCCGCCGCAGGCGCCGCAGCUUAGCCCCGCGGGCGACGGCCAGCCCUCAGGGGGCGGUCACAAGUCAGGGCCCAAGCAAGUCAAGCGACAGCGCUCGUCCUCGCCCGAACUGAUGCGCUGCAAACGCCGGCUCAACUUCAGCGGCUUCGGCUACAGCCUGCCGCAGCAGCAGCCGGCCGCCGUGGCGCGCCGCAACGAGCGCGAGCGCAACCGGGUCAAGCUGGUCAACCUGGGCUUCGCCACCCUGCGGGAGCACGUCCCCAACGGCGCGGCCAACAAGAAGAUGAGCAAGGUGGAGACGCUGCGCUCGGCGGUCGAGUACAUCCGUGCGCUGCAGCAGCUGCUGGAUGAGCAUGACGCGGUGAGCGCCGCCUUCCAGGCUGGCGUCCUGUCGCCCACCAUCUCCCCCAACUACUCCAACGACAUGAACUCCAUGGCCGGCUCGCCGGUCUCAUCCUACUCGUCGGACGAGGGCUCUUACGACCCGCUCAGCCCAGAGGAGCAAGAACUGCUCGACUUCACCAACUGGUUCUGAGGGGCUCGGCCUGGUCAGGCCCUGGUGCGAAUGGACUUUGGAAGCGGGGCCAUCGCACAACCUGCAUCUUUAGUGCUUUCUCGUCAGCGAUGUUGGGAGAAAAGCAGAAAAAAGAAGAGAAGAAGAAAGCAAACAAA
Messenger RNA from Phacochoerus africanus (Common warthog), 1413 nucleotides. It is a transcript of the gene ASCL1, whose product is annotated as achaete-scute family bHLH transcription factor 1. Bases 581 to 1276 code for a protein of 231 amino acids. The transcript has 2 exons. NCBI's taxonomy places the organism in Eukaryota, Metazoa, Chordata, Mammalia, Artiodactyla, Suidae. The record is from RefSeq and is a predicted model, not a curated record. Gene Ontology annotation, molecular function: DNA-binding transcription factor activity, RNA polymerase II-specific; protein dimerization activity; RNA polymerase II transcription regulatory region sequence-specific DNA binding. Gene Ontology annotation, biological process: neuron differentiation; regulation of neurogenesis; sensory organ development. Gene Ontology annotation, cellular component: RNA polymerase II transcription regulator complex.